Messenger RNA from Cordyceps fumosorosea ARSEF 2679, 1110 nucleotides. RefSeq lists its product as hypothetical. The coding region runs from base 1 to 1110 and encodes 369 amino acids. The transcript has a single exon. The record is from RefSeq and is a predicted model, not a curated record. Lineage: Eukaryota; Fungi; Ascomycota; Sordariomycetes; Hypocreales; Cordycipitaceae.
AUGGACCGCCGCAGCAAAAUGGCCGAGAUCAAGCUCGUGUCCAAGUACUACCCGGUGGCCAACUACUCCUACCCCUCGCCCACCAGCCCGACCAGCAGCCACCUCGACCGAUGCUCAGUCGGCUCCGAGGCCUCCACGCCAGGCCUCAUCGACGACAGGACCGACUCCGAGGUAUCGCAGGAGGAUGACUACCAGCACGGUUCACACGCCACCGAGCUGUGGGAUAACUUCUGGCAGGCCGGAGGUGAAUGGCGCCUCGAAAUCGAAGAGCACCGGACACUUCGUCAGCACAAGUCGAACAAGCCAGUCGAGAUCUCAUGGCCGCUCCCUGACCGCAGGACCAACAACACCACGAUCAACAUGCGGAAAGCAUCCCCCACAUACUCUGCCUUUCCCAGCCUCAAGCCCCUUCCUCCGAUGCCCAGUAUUGUGCCAGCACCGCUAUCCCCAAUAUCACCUGCCGCAGUCAGCCCUUGCGCUCCCCCGCCGCGACCGCGCCGUCCCGAGGCGCUCCUCACCCCGUGCCUCAAGCAACCUGGCCAGAACACGGCCACCUGGAUCUCGGCUGCCCCCGCAAUGCCAGCACUGGGCACGGAUAACCGCCCCAAGACCUCCUCCGGCACAACCAAUCGUCCCAAGAAGUCCAUGGACAGCGGUCACGUCCGGAGCCGCAGCAAUGUCGGCAUCCACAGCGUCGUGCCGCGGCGCUCCCUGGAAGACAUAACCAAAGCCCCCUCCACCACCCACGAACAACCACCACAUGUACCGCGCCACUACAAGUCCACCACGUAUCUCGGAGCCGCCCGCCAGCUGCAGCGCCAGCAGCAACUUCAACAGCAGCAGCAGCAGUGGCAGCAGCCGGAGCCGCAGUCCGUGUUCGAGGACGAUUCGGACUGCGAGGAGUCGGCGGGCAUCUCGUUCUUCCGCUUCCACAAGCGUGCCGCCAGCGAAAAGUCGCCCACCACGACGGUGGCACAGGACAGCACGUCGCUGCGCAAGGGCCGCAACCGCGCCGACACUAUCCCGGCCCCGACGACAAAGUCGCCGGCUCCGGAGCGCGAGCGCAAGGUGGACGUGUUUGGUCGCAUGCUCGGUCGCCGCAGCCGAUGA